Molecule: messenger RNA, 10849 nt
Organism: Xyrichtys novacula (pearly razorfish)
Lineage: Eukaryota; Metazoa; Chordata; Actinopteri; Labriformes; Labridae
Source: the annotation of a GenBank genome assembly
AGAGCAGAAGAAGAUCACGAACCAGAGGAACUCGGCUGGUGCCGCUGCCCCCCAUCAUGUUAUUGAUCACCAUGUCGGUGUGAAGGAAAAUAAAACUAAGAACCACCAUCCGGAUCCGAGACGGAGUCUUUAAGAUGGCCGGAGAGGAGGAGAGGGGGGUGGUUCGAGUGAAAGUGAAGGUAGGACGUUUACGGUGUUAUUAGCAGUUAGACUGCCAGAGGCUGCUAGUUAGCGAGCUAACCCCGUUAUCCUGGUUAUUAAACUGUUAAUAUUUGCUGGCUGUAAACGCAAACACACCGACAGGUGGACACACCUUUGGGACAGUUUGUACAGUGGUGUUUAUACAGAGCGAGUCUCCACCUUUACCCGUGUUUUUAACCAUUCUGUCUUGUUGUUGUUGUUGUUUUUAACUGCGGUCUUUGACAACCGGAAGAGACACCUGAGAAUCACACCUGUCACAUUAUUAUGAGCGCCUGUAACAGCAGCUUUAAACAGACACUUAGAGAAUCCCAUUUUAUUCCCUGUUAUCGGGAUGAAAGCUGACAGCAAUGAGACCCCAGACCGGGCUGACGUCACCUGCCUGCUCAGCAUUUACGUGCGUGGAUGUGGAUGCGUGUGGCAGGGCUCCAUGACGUCAUGUUUUACCUGAGGAAGAGGUUUUUCGUGGCCUCUGCUCUCGCGCUCCUCUUAUAAAGAGCAUUAUAUAUGUGUGUGUAUUCUUGAUCUGAAACUUCUCCUGGACUCAGUGUAUUCAGACACAGUUUCAUUUCUGAGAGACAUCUUUUCUGUUUGAGAAAAUACAGAAAAAGGAGACUUCACUGCUUUUUUUUUUGUUUUAACUUAGACCACGUCCUGAGACUUUCAAUUUAGACUAGGUAAUCCUAAAACGUCUGCAUCCUUUUUUUGAACACAAAGAGAUCUAUGACACUAAGAUUUCAAUUUGUGAAAUGCUUUAAGGAAGAUUUCACUAUUUGUUUUAAACUCCACAGGUGCUUUUCAGCCAAAAGCACCCUGAACUUUUAGUGUCAGGGACUUCUCUCUCAGAGGACAUAAUGCAAACCAGGCCAGUGACAUUCAGGGAUGGUAUUUGGAAAUGAAGUAACUUGCACAGCUCUGUUUUUAAGUCUGCUAAUCCAGUGGUUCUCAAGGCCAGUCCAGCUCUAACACACUUGAUUCAAAUGAUCAGCUCGUUAUCAAGCUCUGUAAUGGCUUAAUAACGAGCUGAUCAUUUGAAUCAGGUGUGUUGGAGCAGAGAAACAUCCAAAACAUGCAGGACAGUGGGCCUCGAGGACUGGACUUGAAAACCACUGUGCUAAUCUACUGUAUCAUUUUUUAACAGCCAAUGCCAAGACUGAUAGUGUGGCAACAGGCGGGCCAUAACAGCUGAAAUCAUAGUAUUGAUUUGAGGAAACUAACAACUGAGAUAAGAAAUGUCUGAGCUUGAGUAAAUAUUUCACCUAAUAAUGUUUGGCUUAGUAAAACAGCUUCCUCAAGAGACUUUAAUUUCUGUCAAGCUAUGCAGAAUUACAGAGAGAAAAAGGUCAAGUUUGGGUUGAAAUCAAAACCAAAAAAAAGAUAGGUUUACAUCUAUUUAUUCCCAUAAGGAUUUUGAUGAAAAGACAGAUACACUGAGCAAAGUUUACUGAUCACUGUUGAUGGUGUGCUGCCGCUAUCUAUAUCUAUUCCAAAUAUUGGUUAUUGUUCUCAUUAUGCCUUAAAAAAAACCAAAUAUCUUUUUGCCCCUAAAUGAAAGACAUCUGAGAAAUAAAAUAAUGUUUUUGACCGGUUCGUGUUUUUGUUAUUUUUAUUACAUUGCCUGUUCCACUGACAUAAUUAGUUGUAGUGCUGUUCCAGAUUGGCUGCGUGUUAGCUGUGUGACAGCUGCAGGUGGUGGCUCUGACUAACAGCCUGGUCGUGAUAUUCACACAUUGUUAUGCAGCUACAUGGAGGUGGGGAUGCAAAUAACAACGGUAUUAAAGGGGUGAGUUGAGAAACGGAUGUGAACUACAGCUUUAGGGGUUAAAACAAGUAGUGAAAUCUCCCUUUUUAGGAAUGUUUACCAGUUGUAUAAUGGUGCAAGUCUGAUAUCCUGCUUCAAAAAGCCUCUUGACUCGCUGGGAUAAUCUAGUGUAAAUCUGGCAAGUCUAGAUCUAGCGAUUCUAAAGCUAUUUUCUUCACAGUUGAAUAGGCAAUCUGCAAAUCAGGUGGUAACUCUACCAUCAUUCAGAAGUGUUCUGUCUUCAGUGAGCCUGUGUGGUCGAAAAUGUGGCUGUGAUAAGAUGAGGAUAGUGCAUGUGAUGCAUGUAUCCAUUUCUCUUUUGAAACUCAAGAAUUAAAUCUCAAGAUUAAUGGGCAAAAUAUUACACCAGUUCAAGUAGGACAAUUACUCUGUCUCUUAUUUUUACAUUGUGAGAAAGACCAGUUUAUUAGCAGGACUCUUAUUAUCCCUUUUAUCUUCUAGAUUUGUAGCCAGACUCAAGCAUACAUUGUGAGUUGUUGCAGGAUAGUAUAAAACUAAAAGAUGUCAUUUUAGUGUCUCAUGAUUAUAUUAAAUUCAGUCCCUCCUGUUAAAAAAUUGUGUAUUAUUCAGUUGUGUCAUAAUGUUUUUGUAAUCGUGAUGUGAUGUUUUUCAGAAAUGUGACGGUGCCCUGCCUGUGGAGUUUCGCUCCUUUGCUGUCGAUCCUCAGAUAACAUCACUGGAGGUCCUGCAGCACAUCCUCAUCAGAGCUUUUGAUCUGAACGGGUGAGGACAAACUCACUAGCUUUUACUGUGUCCCAGCAGCCCCUCCAGUGUUUGUGUGUGUGUGUGUGUGUGUCAGCAUUUUCUUUUCCUUUUUUCAAACUAGGAAGCGGAAUUUCGGGAUCAGUUACCUUUCUCGGGACCGGAGUGGAGCUGAAAUGUAUCUGUCUCUGCUGUCCGACUGGGAUUUGGAUGUUGCCUUUCUCUCUGCAGCAAAACCUCAUCUGCAGCUCAAGAUGGACAUCAAACCUUCAGAGGACAGUAAGGGCACUGGUUCAUCACUAGUUUUUUCUCAUCACUUACAUUAGAUGUGUCAAUCAAAGGUGUCUAUGAUGAUCAGUCAUCUUUUAAUCUGCUGUUUUUCCUCACCUGCAGGUCCUGUGAUGGAGGACUGGGACAUCAUCAGCCCCAAAGAUGUGAUCGGCUCUGAGCAGCUUGCAGAGAGGACCAGGUCCUUGGCGUCUGCAGCUCUUCCAUUCACUCAGUCUCUGCUGUCUCAGGUUCACUCCGCUUCUCCAGUCAUCAUCCUCUCUUCAACCCUGUGUCAGUCUGGGUUUUUUUCUGAUGUGCUUUGUUUGCCUUGUGUUCAGGUUGGUCGGACCCUUACCAAAGUCCAGCAGGCCUUCAGCUGGACUUAUGGGGAGGAGAUCAAACCUUUUAAGCCCCCUUUGAGCGACGCUGAGUUCCACAGUUAUCUGAACGGACAGGGUCAGCUGACACGACCCGAGGAACUCAGACUGAGGAUCUACCAUGGCGGUGUAGAGCCCUCAUUGCGCAAGGUGCAUCACCUGUGAUCUGUCUCCAUAAAAUAUCAACCUAGUGCUCUGCAGACCCCCACAUGAAGGCUGAUGCUUCAAAUAAUAUGAUUCGUUUAUAAAAGUGGAAUUAACCUCUGCACUGUUCCUGCACCCAGGUUGUAUGGCGAUACCUCCUGAACGUCUACCCUGACGGACUGAGUGGACAGGAGAGGAUGGACUACAUGAAGAGGAAGACAAGAGAGUACGACCAGCUGAAGAGGGAGUGGACGGCCCGGGUCAGCCUAGAGGACCUGGAGUUUAUCCGUGGAAAUGUCCUGAAAGACGUCUUGAGGACAGACCGGGCACAUCCUUACUAUGCCGGCUCAGAGGACAGUCCACAUUUGACGUCUCUCACAGACCUGCUCACCACGUUUGCAAUUACUCAUCCACAGGUGUGUAGAUUUCACACCCGUAGAAUCAAAAAGUCUUAUUUCUGGAACUUUUUGCAUCUUUUUAGUCCUUUUAGAUCACACCCUCUCAUACUGUGCACCCAUUUCACACUGGAUUUGGGAAUGUGAAAAUAUCUCAUAAGACAAAAUCAGUAAAAGAAAAAAAAGAAUCGAAAUUUUAAACAGCAGAGGGCACUCUCUGCCUUUGACUUUAUUGACAUUGUUUCUCAGGUCUGUAGAUGAAAAGAGGUGGAGAUUUUGAAGUUCAGGAUGCACUGUCAGUGUUUCCCACACAUAGACACACAAUACCUGUGCAGACACCUAAGUUUGUGAACAUAAUGUUGGUUUAAAUUUUUAUUGCAAACCCAGCAGGGUAAAUUUGAUUGUAUUUAGUGUUCAUUGUACUGUUACACCUAUUAUACAUCUGAAUGUGUCAGAAAUGUUUUCAAGAUAAUCUUUUUCUUCCCAUUUAUCAACCACAAAACCUUUGCAAGAACUUACUUGAGCUUAUUUAAGACCAGUUUCAACCAAAAUUAUCAUGCCAUUUUACAACAGAGGAUUAGGACUAGAUUAAGGAGGAAAACAAUUCUGAAUACGCCAAUCAUUGAGAGAUGAGGUAAAUCAACCUUUGAUACAGUAGUACAAAAACUGAAAGUAAUAGUGCCGCUUUUGUUGAAAGAUGAGAACACAGAGUAUCUGUGUACUGAGAGUAUUAUGCUCCACACUCACCACUGUGAGCUACAGCCUGCCUUUCUGAUCUUUCUCUUCAAAGUAGAAGAUGGACGACAGACUGAAAUUACAUCUUGUACAACAAAUUUACCACUGGAUUUUCAAGGUCAGGAGUAUGAUUUGUUCCAAAUACUCUGUCUCCCCAUGGUGCUGAUACUGAGUCGUGCAUCAUCAGGAACUUAGUACUUUAGUGUGAUUAGUUGGUCGGCCGUUAAUACGGUUCAGGUUAAUGUGCAGUAAUUUUCCUGUAGGACUUAAUUCAAAUGUCAGAAAGACCUGCUUUUAUAAAUGUGAUGUGUUUUAACCUUUGAAAAACAAAGAGGAAAUUUGUGCUUAAAGAUGAUUUAAAGGUGCUUCACAAGCCUUCAACUGAAUAUUUAGUUUUCUUCAUAUCUGUAUUUCAUACUUAGUGUGUUGUCUCUAAAAAAUGUGCCUUUUUUUGUCGUUUUAAAACUUAAACCUCUGUGACUUUGUUUUUUUUCAGAUCUCAUACUGUCAAGGCAUGAGUGAUAUUGCCUCCCCUAUUCUUGCUGUUAUGGACAAUGAGGCUCAUGCCUUCAUCUGCUUUUGUGGCAUCAUGAAACGCCUGGAGGGGAACUUCAGGCCUGACGGACAGCUCAUGUCUGUGAAGUUCCAGCAUCUAAAGCUGCUUCUGCAGUACUCGGACCCUGAGUUUUACUCUUACCUGGUGUCCAAAGGAGCGGAUGACCUCUUCUUCUGUUACCGCUGGCUACUUCUGGAGCUGAAAAGAGAGUUUGCAUUCGACGAUGCUUUGAGGAUGCUGGAGGUCACAUGGAGCUCCCUGCCUCCAGAUCCUCCUGAAACUGAAGUGGAGCUUCUGGGACCGCCGCUGGAGGCUGAGGAAACAGUAUCCUGUAGAGAUAAGGACAAAAUGGUAGAGAAUUGCCUUGGGGAUGAUAAGGAGCUGAAGGAGAAGCAGCGCAGACGGCACAUGCUGAGGCCUUCCAGAGAAGAGCCAGAUAUGAACCGGAAUAAUAUUGUCGAAGAGAAAGAAAAUGAAAAAGGAAACGAGGACAGUGACAGUCACAGUCCUCAAGCAUCCAUGGAAAAAUCAGACAUGCAAGCCACUCCGUUUGAGAGGCAGACUAGUUUUGGAGAGUUUAAAUACUACACAGCUCGAAAUGAGGACAGCUUUGAUAUGGAGGAUUCUGAGCCACAGCAGGACAUGGUGGUCUCAAAGUCCUCAACAAGUAUCCAAAGCCGCCAGUCAACAGUAGACAGUGAGGAGGACCCCGGAGAGAGAACCCCUCUCAUGAAAAACUGUGAAAACGGCCUCUCUCCAAUGUCCUCCCCUCCUCUUUUCCCAAGUGGCCUCCCAAUCUGGAAACCUGGCUCUUCUGUGUCACCUACAUCUUCAGCCUCACCCUCCAGCUGGCCGGGUGCUUCUCCAGACUCUCCUCCGAAGUUAACAUCCCCAUCGGCAUCAAACGGAAGAGACACCUUUACAAGAACUGUCCAGAAAGUCUUGACCACUUCUGCUCAAGUCCUCGGCAGCACGGGGAUUAACUCGCCCACAACACCCACUCUGAAAACAUCUGUUGCAUCUCCCUCCCACACUCAGAGCCGCUCCCUUCUCUCCUCUCCCAUCCUGUCGUUUGGAAGCAGGUCUGGAAGCAGGUUGUCUUCCAGCAAUCUCCCUUCGCCUGGGAACAAGACCCCCAGCACUGCAGCAAACACGCCCGGCUCUUUGAAAGGGGAGACCACCAGCAUCAAACCGUGUUCCCUGCCUCCUCCUCAAGAGUUUGGGAAAGGGAAUCCCUUCAUGCUGUUCCUGUGCCUGUCCAUCCUGCUGGAGCACAGAGACCACAUCAUUAAGAACAGCUUGGAUUACAAUGAGCUGGCCAUGCACUUUGAUCGGCUUGUGCGGCGCCACAAUCUGAGCAGGGUGCUGCAGCGAGCCAAGGCCUUAUUUGCGGACUACUUGCAGAGUGAAGUGUGGGACUCUGAAGAAGGGGACGAGGUCAGCUCGGACUCGCCAACGACGGCCACUGCUGCCCCGCAGUCCCCUUCUUCCACCGUCUCCGCCAGACCUAUCUACAGCCCUUUAGCAUCGCCACAGGCAUCAUCUCCGAACUCAACCUACAACCUCGCCACCACCAUCCCCUCCCCAGCCUCUCCAGUUGCAGUUUCUCCCACUUCCUGAUUCCUUCACGCCUCCUCUCCUCAGUGGACUCCUCAGUAGACUGUUUGUGGAGCUGCAGACUCCUCCCUGGAGUCUGGACUGAGCUGUUUAUAAUCCCAUUCUGUGUAUGCUUGAAAACAAAUAUCCCUUAUGUCUAUAGUCAUCCCAAUAUUUGAUUAUUCAUCAGCCUUUAAACUUUUGUUGUCUGUCAGAGGGACUAAAGAGCUAACCUCCUUAUCUUUCGCUCUGAAGUUGCAGAUGCAUGAAAUGUUAAACCUGUGAAUCAGGUGUUUAGAGGUUAGACAGUCUGGCUGUUUGAGUUUACCCAAACCAACAAAAGCCACUUAGUGCAUUUAGCCUUUGUUGCCCUCCUUAUACUCUUUGUUUACAGGCUCCUGUUUUUGUCCAAUAAGCCACAAAAGUGUCUUAACAAAAGCUAAAAACUAGUAAAACCCAGAUUGGAUUGCUGAAAGUCAUGCUUUAAGUUGUGUUUGACGACUUUUACAGAAACUAGAUAAAGCCAGCGCACAUACUGUACUCUCCCAUCUUCUCAACUCUUCUUACCAUCAGCCUUAAAGGACAUUCCAGUUGAAAGUUAAACCUCUACUGAGCUGUUUCCCCGAAGUGUUUUCAGACAGAACAUAGAGGUAAUGUCAAAUUUAUUAUGAUUGAUUAUGAAUUCAAAAGAAACCGGCUGCAGGGCUCGAAUAGGAAGAGUCCGUCUAAUCCAUACAGAGAGGAUAACUGCCAGUGAAUUAGGAUAUUCUGACUUCAGUCCUAUAACACAAGGAUUAAAAUCAGAAAUUUGAUAUUUAAAUCUGAAUUCUGGGAUUAAAACAAGAAUAUUAGAAUUAGAAUUCAAUCUGGAAUUAAAAAUAAAGUUUUCAAGUUUUCAUGGAUUAAAAACUAUAAUCCAGGGAUCACAGUUAGUAUUCUUAGGUCAGAAUACUGAGAUUUAAAUUUAAAUUAAAAUUCUGAGAUUUGAACAAGAAUUCUGAAAUACGAGCCAGAAUAAUUAGAAUAAAGUAAUAACUAAGAGAUUUACACAAUAACUCUGCGCCUAAUUCAGACUUUCUGUGAUUAAAUUCAGAACUCUAAGAUAAAUUAAAAAAAAAUUAAGAUGAAAGUCAAACCUCUGAGAUUAAAGUGGUAAUUCUAAAACUUGAAAGAAAAAAGUUGGACUUCCAAAAUUAGGGUCAAAUUUCUUUGGUCAAGUCAGAAUUCUUGGAUUAAGACCGGAGAUUCAUUUUGGGAUUAUUGCAGAUUUUAAAUAUAUGGUUAUCUAGAAAAGCUUCUGGUCAGACUUUUUGGGAUAAGGUCAGGAUGUUCGGUUUUGACGAGAAUUUAUUUUUUGUCAGAAUUUUGAGAUUAAUGUCAGAAUUCUGAAUGUAUUCCAGUUAAAAUCUAAUAUGACCAGGUACUCUGAGGAAAAGGGGACGUUUUCUAGGCUUGAAUCAAAAUUCUGAGAAUUUAUUCAGAUUUCUGACCUUUAUUUUUUGCAAUCACGUGAGGUGAACAUUUGCUUUAUGUUCUGUCUGAACUCACUUAUGUUCUGUCUGAGAGGGUAAUCCUGAAGCUGUAACAGAAUUUCAUCGAGCUUGGGCAUUAAAAUUACAGAUUUAUAGCAGAAAAUCUCUAUUUCUAAGGGAUGCAGCAGUUCACAUACAACACAUUACUAUCAUUAUUCUUAUUAUUAUUAGGCACACUGAUUUUAAAUAAAAGAAAUCUAAUCUACUUGCAUUUGUGGAAAAAAAUGGUUUCCACUUGGAAUUGGGUCUAUUUGGUGACUCCAACCUUGUAUACCUGUAUUUUUGAAAGGCUUUACAAUCAUUCAGCCACAUCAGUGAAACAGCACCUUCUGGAGCUUUAAUGUCGCUUAAAAGGUUUACUGCUACGUAAAGCUGGUCUUCUGUUAUUUUCUUUCCUAAGUGCAGCAGAAGUUUAGUUCAUGGGGCGUGUGACAGAGGAUUUAAACUUAGACUUGCACCAUCAGAGAUUCUUGGGUUAGUGCAAUGAUUCAUGAUAAGCUUGACAGGUGAAAUCAUUUCAAAUACUUUUAGGGUGUGCUUUUCAACGUUGGUAGAUAAGAAAAGGUCCUUUUUAAAACAAGACAAGGUAGCUGAUCAUUUUGUGACUAACCAUGCCAAGAAGUACUGUAGACAUCAGGUUUUUGUUGAUUCUGUUGAUUUAUUGUGUUUGCAGGACUCAUGAACUCAAAUGCAACAGUACUUUAUAAUUUAUUCAAUACUCUGGUGGAUUGUUUUCAAAGAUGUAUUAUUUUAGCACUUUUUUCAUUACUUAAGAGAGGUAGGGUCAUGAAAGAUGGAUAUGAGUGGGAAUUCUGAGAUGAAAGUCCAAAUACUGACAUUAAAAAUAGAAAUCUUAGGUAUUUUUCAGCUAUGAGAAAAUCAGAGCGAUAGAGACCUGAGAUCAUGGUUGAAAUUCAGAGAGAAAAUUAAUAAUUCAGAUUAAAACCGAGUUCUGAGAUGAUCUGAUAAUCUGAGAUUUAGUCCAGAAAAAGAGAAGAAAGACAGAAUUUCAAUAAGAAAGUCAGGAUUCCGAGAUAAAAGUCAGAAUUUUGACUUCUCACAAUUUGAAGAUUGAAGUCUGAAUUCCAAGAUUAAAGACAGAAUUCCAAGAUGAUAUUCAUAUUUCCGAAGAAAAGGUUGGAUUGCUGGAAAACAGAAUGUCACUAAAAUUAAGGUUUAACCCUAAAAGGAAAAAAGUGGCCCCGGGCCUCUCUGUAGGUAACUGAGGGUUCCCAAAGACAUUUUUUCUUGUUGUUUUGUUUUUGUUUUGUUUUGCACAGUUUCAGGCAUUGGUGUUUUUUGUACUUCUGUUGUUGCUGUUAAAACAGGGGCGGUCCGUGCUGCGUAUAUUUUUAAUCAUUCCUCUGUUCCUCUGUAUAACAGUAAGAUUAUAAAGUGUAACACUAUAACACUUGAAGUGGCCGAAGACAAAACUAUAAGCUCCUGUACAACCUUUUGGCAGUGAAGUGCCUCACUUGUUUCAAUCUGAAGCCUUGUUUCAUGUUUUGUUUUGUGCUCUUUGUUUGUGUCUUUUCUGUGCCAUCAUGGGCAGAUUUAAUUUGCCUGUUACAGGGUUCAGUAAUACUAGAAUCAAAUAAGUAUCUUUUCAUGAGAAAGUGUUGCUCUCUUGGACUUACUCCUGAUCCUGUUUUCACAUGCUUCAUAAUUAAUAAAUUGCAGCUUGAAGAGUUAGUUUUAUGGUCAAAAUUUAAGGGCUUCAUGCUCAAAUAUUAAGAGCUCAAAAUUUGGAUUCAGUUGUAAGAAAAAGCAACCACUAAGCAGGAGUAUGUCCAUGUGGAAACAGGAUAUUUUUCUGUUGUCUCUGUGUUUUCAUGUAAAAAAUGACAUUGAUAUGGCUCAGCCUUAUUUAAUGUGCACUAUCUGCUUAAAUAAUGUCGAUGAAUGCUGUGCAUGGCUGCAGAUUGAAAGGGAAAUAAUUUGAGCAUAAUGUUUGUGUAAUGUGUGUUUAAAGCCUGAUUUAUGUACAUCAUGGUUUUGUUACAGUGAGCCAAUCUGUCUCAGUUCAUUGUUGGUGUAUUGGACCUUUACAGAGAUCAGAACUGUGGGAUAUUUGGGAUCAGGUGCCACCAGAACAAUGACAAGGAGGUCGUGUUAUCUCUGCAUUUCAUAGCUUUAUUCUUUGUUUUCAGUGGCCUAUAUUAUAUUUUUUCAGUGGUCUGUGAUGACUCCACCUCCAGCAGGGACAGGUUCAAGCAGAAACUGAAGUAAUUCUGAAAUCUCCGGAAAAAUCCUCGAUGUGAUUAUUGUGGUAAUUAUAUUCCAACAUUUGAUUUUACUUCUCUUUGUAUAUCAGUAUUGAAAAGCAUAUUUAAAAAGAGCUGAAGUAACUGGACUAGCUGGACUCUGAGCUAGCAAUAUGUGCAUUUGUAAACAAAAAAAAGGAUUUGUUUAUCUCGUUAAAUUAUAUAUGUGCACAAAAGUAAAGAUUUUUAAUCAUACAACACAACAAUGUCAUUGUAUAUUGGACACAAAUAAAUAAUCAAUGCAAUUAAAUGAUUGAA